CUUUCCCCCGUUCUCUCUUGUUCUUUCUCCUUCACUUUCCCGAAAUCAUCAAUUCAUUAAACCUUUGCAGUGAGAGUGACAUUUGAAAUUACUCUCUAGUCAGCAGGAUAUGUACAACAACUACCAACAACAGCAGCAGCAGCAGCAGCAGCAGCAGCAGUAUCGGUACCAACAGCAACAGCAACAACAGCAACAACAACAACUACAACAACAGCAAUAUUAUCACUCUGCAGUUGGCAAUAAUUUCCAGUAUAAUGCCGGUUUUGGCCUGCCAUUGAUGCAACAGCAUCAGCAAUAUCAGCCUGCACGUCCAGGCUGGGCUGUCUCCCGUGAAGAAAAAGCUCGCUAUGACCAAAUCUUCUCUGCAUGGGAUCCAGACCAUUCAGGUUACAUUAGUGGAGAACGUGCUCGCGAGAUCUUUGGGUCAAGCGGUCUUCAACAAACAGACCUCGGGCACAUUUGGGCUCUCGCGGAUCCAAACAAUCAUGGAAAACUCAACAAAGACGAAUUCGCUGUCGCCAUGCACUUGGUCUAUCGAAAACUCAACGGGGGCGACAUUCCUCCGGUUCUCCCUGACGAUCUUAUCCCGCCUUCAACACGCGACAUAUCUGAGACACUCGACUUUGUAAAAAAGUCUCUUAUGUCAGAUGUUCCUUCCACCCCUGGCUCUACCAACUGGGGAUCAUAUGGCGGCCACUCAUCCUCUACAUCACUUUCUAAGCGCCUUAGCGUUCGAUCUCCAGAUGAUGUUGGUUAUGUCUCAUCCGCGCGCAGGGGGAGUCCAGCCUCUUCCAGUCGCGCACAAACAUCCUCAGAAACAUCUAUUGGACGUUUACAGAAGCAAAUUAACGAGCAGAGACUUGUUCUUGAGGCAACAUUGUCUCAAGUCGACAAUCAUUCAGACCGUGGAGAAGAUAGGGAGAUUUCGGAACUGAAAACUCAAAUUAAGAACGCUCAAUCCAGACUUCUGGCUUCUUCAAAUGUGACCAUCCACCAACGACUUGCUAGUGGGGCUGAGGACCUUGCUCGUCUUCGAGAGGAGCGCCGAAAUGUGGAUCAAGAAGUGACAAGUUUAUUGAGAACAGUUUCUUUACUGGCUAGUAGAGUACGAGAAGCAGACAAGAAUCUCGAAGAUUCGCGACUGGAAGUCGCAAAAUUAAAAUCUGGAAGUACAUCUUCUGUAGAUGUUAAUAUAGUAGGAACAGGACCUGGUGGAGCGAUUACUGCUGAGGAUAGGAUAAAAGCAAGAGCUGCAUUGAUGAAAGCUCAGCGUAUGGCUGCUCUUACUGGUAAACCCAUCCCAUCUGCAGCACAAGCGGGAAUUGAUCCUGAUCACGCUGCUCGUAUCCGGGCUGAAAGAGAUGUGAAUGAGCAGAAUGUAGCUGAAAUCGAGGCAGCAGUUCGUCGACUUGAAGAUAACAUGCGUCAACUUGAACGUGACCUUGACAUUCACAGCCAUACUCAUGGUGAUGAUCGUUCCGACAACGAUCGUCGAAGAUGGGAAGAAGGUGCGGGUAUUGUAUCUGAGACUGUUAGACGAUUCAUUCAGGAAAUCAAACCGGCUAUGUCACCCAUUGUCCCUUCAACCCCUUCCUACCAGUCUACCUCGUCUACAUUCACGCGUAGCCAUUCGUCUGCCACAACACAGUCAUGGCACAAGUCUGCCUCAGCCUCAUCAUCUCCUGCUGUCACAUCGUCCUCUUCAUUCCCAUCGUCCCCUUCUGCAUCAAGCAUUAGUCUUGCCGGCAAGACUCCGGAAGAAAGGCGUGCUAUCAUCCGAGCACAAGCCGAAAAAAGAUUACGUGAUCGCCAAAAUGAACUCUUAGCAAAGACACAGUUGAGCCGGUCAGAAACUUCUUCACCUGCUCUGCAAGCUGCUACUUCUGAUGUUGAUGCCAUCGCUAGUGCCAGGUUUGAAGAGGCAGAGAGGCAGGCAAGAGAAAAACUUUUGGCAAACGCAGAGUCCAAGCGCCGCCAAGCGGAGCAAGAGCGUCAGGCAGAGAGAGAUCUAGCGAGUCGAGAAAAGGUUUCUCAUAGUGAACCAGCGACAGAAGAUAACAUGCGCACACAUUUAGGUUAUCAGCCACAGGCUGAGGCUAAGCAGUCCCUAGAGACAAAUGAGCAGAAGCUGAAAGAAAUCCAAGAUCUUCAACGAGCGGCAAAAGAACGUGAAGAGCAAGAAGAACGGGAUCGUAAGGAACGCGAAGAGCGGGAUCGUAAAGAGCGUGAGGCACAGGAGGAGCGAGAUCGCAAGGAGCGUGAGGAGCAGGAAGAACGGGAUCGAAAAGAGCGAUUUGCUCAAUAUACCGCUGCAGCUAAGCAGCAACAGCAGACAGCAACUUCUCCAGCUAUAUCCACCCAACCCACCAAGAGAGAGCCCAUUCGCAUUACGCUUGACAUGAACCCAUUCGCAAAACAUCGCAAAUCGAUUUCAUCAUCAGAUGACGAUUGGGAUACAGCCAGUCCUGUUUCCGCAACCACUCCAGUGGCAUCUACUACCGCCACAGGAUAUAACGCCAAUAUAUCAUCCAACUCAAACAACCCGUUCUUCAAAAUGAUGUCACAAAGUGUAGCACAACCAUCUCCAUCAACUACAAACCACUCAAAGGAUACUUCGGAUGGUUGGGAUGUUGUUGAGAAAGAUGUUGAGUUGGCCAUGUCCACUUCUCAAAACUCCAGUAAUACACUGUCCGUGGCUCCCUCAGAUACUGUGGCACCAUCCACAAAUGCUCCUCCUCCACCACCACCACCACCACCACCCAUGCCUACAACAGGAACCUUUGCUUCACUUCCUCCUACAGAGGCUAUGAAGCCAUCAUCCGCAGCCCGACCUCCACCACCGCCUCCACCACCUCCCGCUGGUAUACCAGUGCCGCUCCCUGCCCCAGCAGGUGGUGCGCCUAUUCCUCCUCCAGCUUCCUCAGUCGGAGGUACGGCCAGUCAUCCUCCUCAAGCUAGUGGAGCUAGAGGAGCACUUCUAAGUCAGAUCCAGGCUGGUAUUCGCUUAAAGAAAUCCGUGACAAAUGAUAAGAGCGCGACCAAAGGCGUUGGUCGCGUUUUGGGUCAGGAGGCAUCGAUAUCCACUGGCUCCUCGGACGCGUCUGGAUCUGCAGUGGGGCAUGAUGGCUCAAGUUCUGUUCCAAAGCCCAUAGGAAUGCCGGGACUGGGUGGUCUCUUUGCUGGUGGUAUGCCCACACUUAAGAAGACAUCUGGCACUGCGUCUGGAAGAGUGGAUGAUGGAAACGAUGACCAUGAUAGUAGACGCGAAAGUACUGAUUGGCUCGGUCGUUUAUCCAGUCAUGCUCCUGCAGUUAUCCCUACUACCUCUACUACAACCUCCUCAGCACCUUUACCUGUUCCUACAGCAGUAGAAAUGAGUACAUCUGCCGAUCAUCCGCAAGAUCAAUCUUUGCAAGCUCAGACUCCUCCCGAAAAGUUGGCAUCAGAAUCUGCAUCCAAUUCUGAGAAUUCAAUCGAAAGCAAAGUCGAUUUCUCAAAUGGAUACCGCGUUAAAGCACUUUGGAAUUAUGGGGCAAUGGCUCCAGAUCAGCUUACUUUUGAGGCCAAUGAUUAUCUACGUGCUUAUCCUUCUAAGGAGUCUGGUAACGUAGACUGGAUUUAUGGAGUUUCUGAGAAGGAUGAAUCAGUCAAAGGCUGGCUUCCAAAGGCAUACGUUCAAGAAGUUUCAGAAAAAUUCAAAGCCAAAGCGCUGUUUACAUAUGCUUCUCAAAAUGAAGAUGAACUUUCAGUUAAUCGAGACGACAUUGUUGAUAUUCUUGAGAAAGCUGAUCCGCAGUGGUGGCGUGCACAAGAUUCGUCAGGCGUAGUAGGAAUGCUUCCAGCAACGUACCUUGAAGAAUAUAUUGAAGGCCAGGCUCCAACAGUUGAGUACCCCAUUGGGAAAGCAAAGGCUCUCUAUGAUUAUGCUGGUCUGAAUGCAGACGAACUCACGGUGAAGGCAGGCGAGAUGGUUGAAAUUAUGCAAAAACCUGAUCCCUUGUGGUGGCGUGCUCGAAAUAGUCAAGGCGAUUCUGGAAUGCUUCCUUCGACAUAUUUAGAAGAGAUUGAUGGACAGUCCACUAGCGGUUAGUGCAUCGCAUUCAUUACUAUCUCAUUCAUACUCUUUCCGAUUAUGACUGUCGUCUUCAUUAUUCUCAAAAAAAAAAAAAAA
This is a messenger RNA of Lobosporangium transversale, 4171 nucleotides long. RefSeq lists its product as hypothetical. The transcript has 6 exons. Bases 110 to 4090 code for a protein of 1326 amino acids. Gene Ontology annotation, molecular function: actin binding; calcium ion binding. Gene Ontology annotation, cellular component: plasma membrane; mating projection tip; cytoplasm. NCBI's taxonomy places the organism in Eukaryota, Fungi, Mortierellomycota, Mortierellomycetes, Mortierellales, Mortierellaceae. Gene Ontology annotation, biological process: endosomal transport; actin cortical patch organization; endocytosis. The record is from RefSeq and is a predicted model, not a curated record.